Cydia fagiglandana is the source of this 1440-nucleotide messenger RNA. Its product is annotated as cell growth-regulating nucleolar protein. Gene Ontology annotation, biological process: negative regulation of transcription by RNA polymerase II; rRNA processing. The transcript has 3 exons. Lineage: Eukaryota; Metazoa; Arthropoda; Insecta; Lepidoptera; Tortricidae. The record is from RefSeq and is a predicted model, not a curated record. The coding region runs from base 184 to 1425 and encodes 413 amino acids. Gene Ontology annotation, molecular function: DNA binding. Gene Ontology annotation, cellular component: nucleolus.
AUACUUGUUGGUUUUUGCGUAAAAUUAUAGAAAACAUCUUUUAUUUUAUCCGGUUCGUUUCUUUUCCUUUCUUUUCAAACUGGAAAUAUUUUAAAUAAAUAAACACAUAUACUUGAUACACUCUACGAGGUUAAAGAACGAGGAGUUGCGUUUGGAAUAGCACGUGGGACAGAGAUUGGAGACAUGGUCGUGUUUACGUGUGGCCAUUGCGGCGAGUCGGUGAACAAGCCUAAAGUUGAGAAACAUUAUAUGACCAAAUGUCGAAAUAGGCCCCACAACUUAUCAUGCAUGGACUGUUUCAAGGACUUUCUAGGUAAUGACUACGAGGCUCAUACUAAAUGUAUAACCGAAGAAGAACGCUACUCAGGAAAAGGUUUUGUUGCUAAGGAAAAGAAAGGAGAAAAGAAGCAAAAUGUAUGGGUUGAAAUGCUUCAAGAGGUUUUGGAACAGCAAAAGAGUGCUCCGGCCAAUGUUAGAAGGAUAAUCGAGACAGUCAGCAAACAUAAUAACACUCCUAGGAAGAAACCCAAGUUCAUCAACUUUGUCAAAAAUGUAUGCGGACAGAAAACUAAUCCAAACGAUAUUAACCAAGCAUGGGAUAUGAUCUCCGUUAAACUGAGCGAGUUAUCAGCAAUGAACGCUAGGCCCAAUCAAAAUCAACAAAAUAAGAAAUCUGAAGAUGAUGAAAGCAACGAGAAAACAGAAAAUGGGGUUACGGAAAAUGGUAAAACUGAGAAUGAGGAAAAUGGUGAUGUUGGAGCUCAAAAUGGCGAAGUAGAGAAAGCUGGAGAAACUGAGGAAAAGCAUGGUAAGAAGUCUAAAAAGCAGCGUAAAGAAGAGAAAAAGCGUCAGAAGUACGAAGCGGAAUUGCAGAGCGCAGCGCAGGAGCCUGGAGAGGAAGAGGAAGAACCGCAGCCCACAAAGAAAGAGAAAAAGAAGAAAAACAGAGCUGUAUCCGUUAGCAACGGUGACGUUGACGAACUUAAAGAGGAAGAUAACAAAAAUAAAAAACGUAAAAGACAAGAUACCGUCGGCGCAGUUCAGGAAGUCAAAGAUGCUGCUGAAAACGGGGUCAACGAAGCUGAAAUGCCCGUUAGCAGGGUCGACAAGAAAAAGAAGAAAACGAAGAGCACCGGAGAAUCCGAAGAGGCUGAAGAGAGUGUCUGUCUGCAUGACCAGAAUGUAGCAAAGAUUGGCGAAUUAGAUAUCCAUAAAGAUAAAUUCAAUUGGCAUGCUGUUAUAAUAUCUGUGCUUGAAAAGAAAGGAGAGAUGCAGUUCAAAAGACUUCAGAAGAAGAUUCUCGGGGAAUAUCAGGAGGCGACGGGGCAAGAGAUUGAUGAUAGAAUUGCAGAUAAGUUCAUUAAGAAAUUGAAAAGCGCACCCAAUGUUAGGGUGGAUAAGAAUAGAGUUGUUCUUGUGGACUAGAAUCCUGUAUUAAGG